AUGAACGUUGUCACCGAUCCCUGCGUUCAUUGCGGAUACCCCCGGUGUUCGCGCUGCCGUGUCGAAAGGCUUCACACGCGUCAACACUUACACCACGACGCUCCCAACAACCAACACAACAACAUAUAA
This is a messenger RNA of Colletotrichum orchidophilum, 129 nucleotides long. RefSeq lists its product as uncharacterized. The record is from RefSeq and is a predicted model, not a curated record. Bases 1 to 129 code for a protein of 42 amino acids. NCBI's taxonomy places the organism in Eukaryota, Fungi, Ascomycota, Sordariomycetes, Glomerellales, Glomerellaceae. The transcript has a single exon.